AUGUGCGGGGCGCCUUCGGGGCUGGGCACGGACACCCCGGCUCGACGCUCCCCCACAGCAGCUCCGGCAGGGCGGGCGCUGCAGGGCAGCACCGCCCCGGGCCGGCGGCCCCACGCAGGCGCCGUGCGGGUGGGGCGCGCCCCGCCGCCGCUGGGCUGGGCUGGGCCGGGCCGGGCAGGGCCGGGCAGGGCGGCAGCGGCCCCGCUGCCAACGCGGAGCAGCGCGGGCAGGGCGUCGAGAGUGGCUCCGGCAGCGACCCGCGGGAUUCCGCCCACUGCGCCAUCGCCGGGCCUGACGGGUGACUGGCUGCGCAACAGCUCCGUUCCCGGUGGAGAGGUUCCGUGGGUUUUGUCAAGCUGUGGCUUACAGACAACUACUUUGGCAACUAAAAUGGACGGCAAUGAUGGCAAGGCUGAACACCUAGAGUAUAUUGCCUUUGCUUUGGUUCCUAUUUUCUUCAUCAUGGGUCUCUUAGGGAUCCUUAUCUGCCAUAUCCUUAAGAAAAAGGGAUAUCGUUGUACAACAGAAGCUGAAGAAGUAGAAGAAGAAAAAAAUGAUGAAAAAAUAGAAAUGAAUGAAACUAUACAUGAGAAUAGUGACACUGUGGGACAAAUUGUUAACUACAUCAUGAAAAAUGAAGCAAAUGCUGAUGUGUUAAAGGCCAUGGUAGCAGAUAGCAGUGUCUUUGAACCUGAAAGCCCAUUAUCUCCUACCUCUCCUGAGAGUCCAGGGAGUCCAGGGACUCCUUUGUCACCGGGUGUUGUUCCAUUCAGACACAACUGCAAAGCCCAUCACUUCCAUACUGUUGGAGGAGUGGUAGAAAAGGAUGUUUGUACUCGCUGUAGUCACAAACGAUGGCACCUUAUAAAGCCAGCUCAAAAAUCGAAAGAGAACAGAAGAAGUCGUAUUGGAGAAGUUACAGUCCUUUCUGUGGGAAGAUUUCGAGUCACAAAAGUGGAUCACAAAUCAAACUCCAAAGAACGGAAAAGCUUGAUGUCCGUUACUGGCGUGGAGAGUGUCAAUGGUGAGAUGCCUGCCACACCUGCAAAACAGGAUGUGAGUGAAGCACCUGCCACACCUGUGAAACAGGACAUGCAAGAGAGAAGAAGCUCAGAGUAAAUUCAGGUGGAACUUUGAG
Molecule: messenger RNA, 1138 nt
Organism: Cinclus cinclus
Lineage: Eukaryota; Metazoa; Chordata; Aves; Passeriformes; Cinclidae
Gene: RELL1
Product: RELT like 1
Exons: 8
Coding region: 1-1119 (372 amino acids)
Biological process (GO): positive regulation of p38MAPK cascade
Cellular component (GO): plasma membrane
Source: RefSeq, a predicted model, not a curated record